Leptomonas pyrrhocoris is the source of this 2953-nucleotide messenger RNA. RefSeq lists its product as hypothetical. The transcript has a single exon. Lineage: Eukaryota; Euglenozoa; Kinetoplastea; Trypanosomatida; Trypanosomatidae. The record is from RefSeq and is a predicted model, not a curated record. Bases 956 to 2953 code for a protein of 665 amino acids.
GGGAAACAUAAAAAAAAGCCGAAGCGAAGAGGAACGCGCGUGCUAGUGCGCAUAUUGGCCUAUAGAGGCGGCGCGUUUCUGUCAGGUUUCUCGCCCGCCUCUCGCUCUUUCCUGCUGGGGAACUCAACCGCGGCACACAGUGGCAAGUCUCUUCGCUACUGCUGCGCACGUAACGACACCUUCAGUCUGCAAAACACACACACACACACAUUUAUUCUUGAACACUACUUCAUUGCACAGAAUAGAAACACAGAAGAAAGAGGCGAAACCGUGUAACACUGAUCUUAAAAACAACAUCAACGACGGUAGAUCACGCAUUCAAAGGGUUGUACUUUUCUCCUUCUGUUUAUUGUUUUUUUUUUUGGAAUCCAAACCGUGUGCGUAGUGCGUUGCGCGUGAAUUACUCGUCAAACUGACGGAGCUUCACUGGCUGCCACACGGCUGCUCACCCACACACGCACAUACGCUCACAAGAAGAUCUAUCUGGCAUUCCGCAGUUUAUUUCUCUUCUUUCUUUUUUUUUCCUGUUUCUGUGCCUAAACAGCAACCCCACCUGAAAGAGAAAAACCCGUUGUGAUCUUCGUUGUACUUUUAAUAUAUAUAUAUAUAUGUAUUUUAGUGGCUUUUCGUUUCUGUUUUAUUUGAACCUCUUUGGCUUUCACCGUCAGUGCGUACGCGCACUCCAUUCGUUGUGCCUUCCUUCGAAGAUUUUUCCUUUCUCGUUUUUCAAUUCUGUUCGUCGCACGCGCUCACCUGUGUAUCGUGCCCGUGCGACAGGAAACCGCUUAAAAGUUGGAGGAAGUCUAGAGAACAAGGACUGUCGUUCGUUUCAUUCUUGCUUUCCAUUCUCUCUCAGUUUUAAUAGCUUUACGUCUUGCUUUGCUUUGUAUAGUAGUAGUACUUCUUUGCUAAGUUCAUGAACGCCUUUCUGUGUGGAUCGACCCCUCACGGCGCCAUGUCACCGCCGGGCAACUUCUCCGCCAUCCGCACCCGCUCCGCUCAGUUCUCACCUGACACCUCCUUAGUCCGUUCUGGUUCUUUUCUGCAGCCCGCCGGCGGUGAGAGCCCUCCGUCCCCGCUGAAGCCUUCGCAGUCCCCCGCGGCCCCGCCCGACGCGGAGGCGGAGGCGGUAGAGCCGCUCACUGUCAGCGCCGUCAAUCGCUUCGUACAGCGGCUCCAGCAGCUGGAGGACCGGGAGGGCGAUGAACCCGCUCGCCAGGCAGACACGGCGGCGAUGCCCGUUGAACGAAACGCGGUGCAGCCCUGUGGAGAGCCGUCGCCGCCCACCCAUCCGGCGACCACGCCAGCGCAAAGCGACGACGAAGUGACGGACAGCGAAGAUUUAGAGGUGUGCACGGCACACACGGCGCGGCAGGUGCGUGCGUUUCUGAAUGAUCUGAAGGACGGAGACUUCUCCCGUGGCCCCAGCCCGGUGCCGAGGAGAGUGGUGGACAGCGCAGCAGAAGAGAUUCGGCAGCAGCAGGAGCGUCUUGCAACGUGCUCGUCCGCGGAGCUGCGGACACUGGCGCUGGAGCUGCACACGGAGCUGGUGUGUACGCUGUACGAUGCGGUGACCUUGGAGGCGAACGUGAUUGAAACGGACGAGGACGCCGCCGUGCUGGAGCGCGCCGUCGACGAACGCGACGAGACGAUUGAGCUGCUCCGGGUGCAGCUGUCCACCACCAUGGACGACAACGUCGACCUGCACGAUGGUAAGGAAGCGGCGCUCCGCAAGUUGCGGGACGCGAAGACCGAGAUGGCCCUGCUAAGUCAGCGCUAUGCGAAGCUGCUGAAGCAGUUAGACCUGAAGAAAGAGGAGUUGCAGCUGAGCCUCAACACCAGCCUCAGCAACUCCCAGCGGACUUCUUUGGCGAUGGCAGGGCGGCGGGAUGUGGGCACGCUCACGGAGGUCUUCACAGCUCGUAGAGGCACGCAUGACCUGAGUGUGUCGACAACGGAAGCCGCAGCGGUGGACGACUCCCCACUGAGUCUUAGCGGGCGCUCCAGGUCCGGGGUGCACAGCGCGUUAGAGGAGACACAGGAUGAGCUGCGACUGGCACGCCACACCCUCUACGAAACCGAAAUGGAUCGCCUUCGGCUGCAGGAGCAGCUGCAGGAGCUGAGGGAAGCCACCAUGAGAAGCGAUAAUUGGAGCAGCUACUCCACGUACGCGGAGCGGUGCCAAGACGAGAUGCACGGGGCGGCGCGGCAGUCCGUGGAGGAGAGGUGUGAGAGGAGCGAAGAGCGCGCCGCCUAUUUAGAAAAAAAGGUAAGCGAACUGCACGAAGAACUGCGGACGUUAAAGGCGCCGAAGGAAACAGGAAAUGAAUUCUCCGUCGCAACAGCGGCGGUUGCGGACGUGGAGCGGAGCGCAAUACACGCAGCCCCGUCCAGCGACGCGGUGACGUCCACUGACUCCUCUUCGCAGGUCUUGCUGUCAGAGUCGCGGGGGUCGUCGACGGGGCGGAGCGGCGCCCGCACCCCCCUCUCUCUCAGCCAGACGCACUCCAUCAGUACAGAGGCGCAGAUGGUGGUGCUGCAGCGGCAACUCGCGCGGGCGAAGACGGAGACGGCGCAUCUUGAGCAGGAGCUGCGCAAAGAGCGCGAGAAGACUCAGCGGCAGAGCCAAUCGGAGAAGAAAUUGUUGGACAGCGUGAAGUACUUGACUCAGCAACUGCGCGCACGCGAGGCACAAGAGCGCGAUGCGCGAUCGCAUCGCCGGAGCGAGGCCGGCGCGGCACGCGGCGACGGUGAAGGCGAAAGCGGGAGCAACGGACGGCGCGGCAGCUACUCCACGAUGGACCGUGCGAGUUACGGUGGCUUUUCACAGCAUGAGGAGAGCAGCAGUAGUUGGGAGAUCAAAGAGGACAGUGGUAUUAAUAAAGGAGAGGUCAACGGUGCUGCAGGGAGUCGGCAGAACCACCGCCACGCCACGACGGAGCUGCCACUAUGA